AAGGAAAUGUAGCCAGUCUUUGUGCCGGGCUUGCUGUACUGUGUACAUCAACUCUCAUUUGACUGAGUUGUGCUUUUGGUUUGCCAAAUGUUUUCUUAUUAAGACCAACUGAACUAAGAACAAAAUGACAACUGUGAGAUAUGAACAAGGAUCGGAACCACCAGAAGUUCAAGACUUUGAAAAGCCACCAGAGGCCAGUGUAAAGAUUGAUGAUGGCCGUGAUGAAGAUGGUGAACCGGACAGCUGUAUCAAGGAUAUUAAGACACAAAUUUCUCCAUUUGUGAUGUCUUUUGGAUUCAGAGUAUUUGGUAUUGUACUUAUAUUUGUAGACAUUGCACUUCUGAUUGUGGACUUGGCUGUUAGUGACACGCAAAGGAACACUAAACAGACCCUUGAAGGUGUUUCCUUGGGGAUAGCUCUCUUCUUCUUUGUUGAUGUUCACCUGCGAGUAUUUGUGGAGGGCUUCAGAACCUACUUCAGAUCCAAACUGAAUAUCUUGGAUGCCCUCAUUGUUGUGGGAACUCUGUUGAUUAAUAUGGUGUAUUCUUUCUCUGGCUUCAGUGCAGCAGACAAGAUCCCAAGAAUGGUUAUCUUCCUUCGAGCUCUGAGAAUUAUCAUUCUGAUAAGAAUAUUUCGCCUAGCCUCACAAAAGAAACAACUUGAAAAGGUGACCAGGAGGAUGGUCUCGGAAAACAAAAGGCGUUAUAUGAAAGAUGGCUUUGAUCUGGAUCUCACUUACGUUACUGACCGUGUUAUUGCAAUGUCAUUCCCAUCUUCUGGAAAGCAGUCUUUCUAUAGGAAUCCUAUAGAGGAAGUUGUGAAGUUCUUUGACACAAAGCAUAAGGAUCACUAUAAAAUCUACAACCUCUGCAGUGAAAAAGGCUAUGACCCAAAGUACUUCCACUACAGAGUAGAAAGAAUCUUCAUUGAUGACCACAAUGUCCCUACUCUGGUGGACAUGCUGAAGUUUACUGCCAGUGUCCGGGAGUGGAUGAAACAGGAUGAAGAAAACAUCAUAGCAAUUCACUGCAAAGGAGGCAAGGGCAGGACUGGAACAAUGGUCUGUACCUGGCUUAUUGACAGUGAUCAAUUUGAAAGUGCAAAGGAGAGCUUGGACUAUUUUGGGGAGAGAAGAACAGAUAGAAGUACCAGCUCCAAAUUUCAAGGAGUAGAAACUCCAUCUCAGAGCAGAUAUGUUGGCUAUUAUGAAAUAAUGAAAAACAAAUAUGGCCUGAAACUUCCACCAGAGAGGGAACUCAGAAUAAGAAACAUCAAGAUCCAUGCUAUACGUGGAGUUGGAAAAGGCAACGGAAGUGACUUCAAAGUUCAGAUAAUACUGAAAAAGCAAGUGGUAUUCCAGUGUGCGUGCACCAUUCAAGAAAACUGCAGGUUAUUUUUUGAUGCUGAAAGAGACUUUGUAGCAAUUGGUUUGGAAGGCUGCCCUGUCGUAAGUGGUGACGUAAAAAUUCGAUUUGAAUCCCGUUCUGAUCUUCCAAAAGGCUAUGAUGACUGCCCAUUCUUCUUCUGGUUUAACACUUCCUUUAUAGAAAAUAACAGGCUUUACCUUCCUAGAAAUGAGUUGGAUAACCCUCACAAGGCCAAAGUGUGGAAGAUCUACAGAGAGGAGUUUGCUGUGGAGUUGAACUUUGUUGAACCAUAGUGAGAUGUUGGCACUUGCUUAAGUUUUGUUUCCUUUAAGCAUGUUUAGUCUCUUCCAAUAAAGUGGCAUCUUCUGAGA
Messenger RNA from Alligator mississippiensis (American alligator), 1738 nucleotides. Its product is annotated as phosphatidylinositol 3,4,5-trisphosphate 3-phosphatase TPTE2. Gene Ontology annotation, cellular component: membrane; cytosol. The transcript has 19 exons. Gene Ontology annotation, biological process: transmembrane transport; monoatomic ion transport; dephosphorylation. Bases 125 to 1660 code for a protein of 511 amino acids. Gene Ontology annotation, molecular function: protein tyrosine/serine/threonine phosphatase activity; monoatomic ion channel activity; phosphatidylinositol-3,4,5-trisphosphate 3-phosphatase activity. NCBI's taxonomy places the organism in Eukaryota, Metazoa, Chordata, Crocodylia, Alligatoridae. The record is from RefSeq and is a predicted model, not a curated record.